This is a messenger RNA of Amaranthus tricolor (Joseph's coat), 2388 nucleotides long. Its product is annotated as synaptotagmin-5-like. Gene Ontology annotation, molecular function: lipid binding. The record is from RefSeq and is a predicted model, not a curated record. Gene Ontology annotation, cellular component: endoplasmic reticulum. Lineage: Eukaryota; Viridiplantae; Streptophyta; Magnoliopsida; Caryophyllales; Amaranthaceae. Bases 456 to 2147 code for a protein of 563 amino acids. The transcript is spliced from 13 exons.
GUCAAAAUAUUAAAAAAAAAAAAAUAGAAUUGGUCAACUAGAUGUCGGCAACAACUUUUAGGAAAUAAAACUUUAAAGUUAAACAACUCCCCUAAGACCAUAUGCAUAUGUGAUUGGAUGAAUAACUCGCAGUUCACUCCUGAAUCCUGAUCAGUCAAAACUUCACUCAAUCUUUGCACAACUUUUCAUUUCCCCAAAAAAUUAAAAAUUCCCAACAUUAAAAUAAUUUUAUCUUUAAAUUUUGAUACUCUAUUUCCUUUAUCUCAGAAAACCCAUCACUUUUUCCUGUUUUUAACUCUUCCUCUUCUUGUUCAAUUUGCAAAUUGCAGUAACUUCACAAAACCAUCUCCAAAAACAGAUCAAUUUGAGCACUAAAUUGCUUGUUCUUACUAGAACAACUACUAUAAUCAACUAAGUGAAGAAGCAGCACAUAAAGUUUCAAUCUUUACUCCAAAAUGGCUUUUUUCAUGGGAUUAUUUCUGGGGAUUGUUGUUGGUCUCUUAAUUAUUACUGCCUUUGUUCGUUGUGAAAAUGCUAGAUCCAAAUCUCGUUCUCAACUUGCAACAAUAGUUGCAGCGUUUGCAAGAAUGACAGUGGAAGAUUCUAGAAAGUUGCUUCCUCCACCUUAUUAUCCGUCUUGGGUUGUUUUCUCUCAUAGGCAAAAGUUGGAUUGGCUUAAUUCCCAUCUGUGUAAAAUUUGGCCUUAUGUGGAUCAGGCAGCGUCAGAGCUAAUCAGGGAAUCAGUGGAGCCCAUCCUAGAGCAAUACAGACCAAUUAUAUUGUCAUCCUUGAAAUUUUCCAAGUUCACUCUUGGAACUGUUGCCCCCCAAUUUACAGGGGUUUCAAUUCUUGAUGAUGAAGGCGAAGGUGUUACUAUGGAGUUAGAAAUGAACUGGGAUGGUAAUCCUAGCAUUAUUCUUGAUAUAAAGACUAGGCUUGGUGUAUCACUGCCUGUGCAGGUAAAGGACAUUGGAUUCACUGGUGUUUUCAGGCUGAUAUUUAAGCCUUUAGUUGAGGAAUUGCCAUGUUUUGGAGCUGUCACAUUCUCAUUGAGAAAAAAGAAAAAGCUAGACUUGACACUUAAGGUUAUUGGUGGAGACAUGACUGCGAUUCCGGGGUUGUCUGAUGCUAUUGAGAGCACAAUAAGAGAUGCAAUUGAAGAUUCUAUAAUGUGGCCUGUCCGAAAAAUAAUUCCCAUUCUACCUGGCGACUACAGUGACCUAGAAUUAAAGCCUGUCGGGAUGCUAGAGGUAAAGCUUGUACAAGCUAAAGAACUGACAAACAAAGAUCUGAUCGGAAAAUCAGAUCCUUAUGCUGUAUUAUAUGUACGUCCAACGCGUGACAGAACAAAAAACAGUAAAACAAUUAACAACCAGUUGAAUCCAAUUUGGAAUGAACACUUUGAAUUCAUUGUAGAAGAUAAAUCUACUCAACACUUGGUGGUUAAAAUAUAUGAUGAUGAAGGUCUUCAGGCCGCUGAACUUAUAGGCUGUGCUCAGUUCCAGCUAAAAGAUCUUGAGCCCGGUAAAGUGAAGGAUGUGUGGCUCAAGCUAGUCAAAGAUUUGGAGGUCCAGAGAGACGUAAAAAAUAGGGGGCAGGUACACUUGGAGCUUUUAUACUGUCCAUUCGGUGCAGGAAAUGGUGUUUCGAAUCCUUUUGCAGCAUCUAUGACGUCUUUGGAGAAGGUUCUUAAAAACGGAGAUCAUGAGAUCCAAGAUGCAGAAAAUGGCCCAAGUCUUGUCCCCAAGAGGAAGGAGGUUAUUGUCAGAGGGGUGCUGUCUGUAACGGUGAUUUCUGCUGAUGAUUUGCCCGCAGCUGAUAUAAUGGGCAAGUCCGACCCUUAUGUUAUUGUCACUAUGAAAAAGUCUCAAAUAAAAAACAAAACCAGGGUUGUGAACGAAAGCUUGAAUCCAGUUUGGAACCAAACCUUUGACUUCCUUGUUGAAGAUGGGCUUCACGACAUGCUUAUGUUGGAAGUAUGGGAUCAUGACACAUUCGGGAAGGACUAUAUGGGUAGAUGCAUCUUGACAUUGACAAGGGUGAUACUAGAAGGGGAAUAUAGAGACAGUAUUCCGUUGGAUGGAGCUAAGACGGGUACCUUGAACUUGAAUCUGAAAUGGUCGCCUCAACAUGUGUACCGUGAUUGACAGAUUUUAGAUUCAAUUGUACAUUAUACAGCUGAUCCUCUUGAGUAUGUACAAAAGGAAUCAAACCUAGAGCUGUAUAGCUUAUACAGAAAAAAGCUUUAUUGGAACAAGUUUAAACAUUCCAACUUUGUUAUUGUGGUUCUGCGGAAACAAUAAACUGUAAAGUACCCUAGCAUUUGAUGUAUAUUGUAGAAAUUUGAAAGGCGGAGGGAAUGGCAGUUUUGUUCGUUCACUUCUCUUA